UGUGUAUGUAUGUUGAUGUGUGUAUAUGUCUGCCCCAGUGUCUUGAGUUGGAUUUUGCCUUUUUGGAGAUUUUAAAGUAAGUUUUUAUUGCUUUACGUUUCGUUAUUUUUAAAUGAAUUUAUUUUUUUAGCUGCAUUUUGGUCUUUUCCCUUUUGUUAAACCCUGGCUCAUAACAUUUAGUGUUUCAUCUACAAGGUUAAAUGCACAAUCAUGGCCUUCAUGCAAAAUUGGAAGUACAACACAGGAACAAUCACAAUAGAAAAAAGGAAAACAAACUCACUGCAGGCUGGAAAUAUGAUCCAGAUUCUGCUGUGUUUCUUAAUAUUAAGGGAUUUGUUGUUGAUGCACAGAGGAAGGAGUGACCCUGACUCACCAGCACAGACAUUAAAGAGACAGACAGGCUCAAAGACAGUGUGGACUGAAACAUCCCACGGAAAAACAUACAUAUGUCAGCGGAGGAUUUAAGAAUGAAGCUCCAACAAUAGUAAGCCUCUUCUGUUGACAGGAAAAACGAUCUUCUCGAGGAUCAGUGGAUAUUAAAGAUGUCACACCAGGAAAUCAUUUCAAAAUGUGAGUAUUGUAUUUAUUGGUAAAGCCUACAUACUGUAUCUUUAUAAUGUUACAGUACAAAUAAAAUGUGGUUUUUCUAUCAGUACAAAGACAUCCAGGAUGUGUUUUCUCAUCCUCUGUAUAUUUUAAAACAAACUCCCACUCUGAUUCAUCUAGAUUUCUUUUCACCAUCAAACACAGUUACCUAUUGAGCAGAAUCUUCAAGGCUGAACUGUAAUUCAAGUAUUGUAGUCCAAAGAAAAAAAGCUGACCUUGAUAUUAAAACUUUAAUCAGAGCAAAUAUUUGAAAAAUGUCAGAGGGGAUUUAUUUUAUCUAACAUCGCAUACUGAAUCUAUGAGGUGUUAUUUCAACCUCGUGCUGACAGCCAGGGUCUUAGGGUGAAGAAAAAAGCAGAAGAAAGACCCAAUUUCAGGAGCUGCAUCCUUUAAAAGACAUAUUUCUAAAGUGAAUUCAUCACAUCAUCCCAAAAAGGGCCUGACUGUCAAAUUUUAAUCCAUCUUUUUCUUCUCUCAAGACUCAAUUUGUGCUAAUUCAAAGAGAUGACAGACUCUCGGUGGUGGAGUCACUCUGAAUACUGAUUAAUGCUUUCUCCAAUGGCUGAGAAAUAGACUUUUAAAUGUCUCAACACUCAGUACGUCACAAAAACCUCAUAUUUGCUUUGGCCUAAUAGAUGAAGUUUUGUGAUGUGAUUUUGGUUCAUUAGUCAGCUGGGAACUCUUUGCUAAGGGAAGGGACUAGAACAGCUGACUGGACGGAUGUAACCCCUGAAGAGAGACACUAUUGUUAAGUUUCCUCUGAUUAAUUGAAAGAAAUAAGUCAAUCAAUCAAUCCAUAUCAUUUAUAUACACAUUAACAGUCAUUUUCAGUGACAGAAACAAAUACGUACAUCUGUAGGUCUUGCAUCGCCCUGUUUCUUGUUUUCCUUCUCUCUCAAUCCCUUUCUCGUCACCCCAGCUUUCCCUGUGCCCCUAUAAUUCUCCUUCCCCAUAAUGCCCCAAUUUCCCACUCUGUUUGAGUUUUGACACACUACCUCCACUGAAGCAUUACUCACCCAACCUCUACAGCACCCCCACCUCUGUCCCACCCUCCUCGACUUCCCUCCUUCUUCCAUCCUUAUAAACUCUGCACCCUCGGUGGUUGGCUCAGUAUGAAGAGCUUUGCACACACAGUAAAGAAAGGCAGCUGGGAAACUGGGUUGCAAACACAUCCGAUACUUUAAAAAGCAAAGUAUUUGAGCUACAUCAUGCACGCUUCUAGAGCCUGGCAUGUGCUGUGCGUGCUUGGCUUUGUGUGUUCAUCCCUGUGCGUGAAUGAAAUUGAGUAUGAAGGAAACUACGUGGACGACUACGAAAACGAGAUCUCACAGGACCAGCAGGAGGGUGAGUUUUGUUUGUUUGUUUUUGUCCUUUUGUCUAUUUGGCUACCAGCUUGUAUGAACAGAUGGCUCAUUGUGGAGAAGUUUUCCUCAGCUGUAAUGCCAGAUUCCUCUAAGCCAGUAGAGUUCAUCAAACUGUAUGCAGUGUGAUUAAAAUACCGCCAUACAUGGAUUUACUCAUUAGGGAUGGUGUCCCCCAAGGCUCUAUCUUUGGUCCACUCCUGUUCUCUAAAAAAUAGGAAAAAAACUAAGUUCUCAGUCAUAUUAACUUUUUCCUGAUACUACAUAAGCCUCCAAGAAAAAACAACAUGUUUAAUAGUAUCUUUAAUAACAUAACAAAAAUUUUAAAAAGCUGUAAAUUAGAGACAACAAAUAAUUGCUAACAUUAGACAACAGCACGUCAAGUUGGAUGUUGGUGUGAUGGGGUGUUGUGGUAUGUUUAGGAUGAAAUGUAAGCUUUUCAUGUUUUGUACUAUUCUGCUUUUAAAAUGAUGUAUAUGAUAUUAAACUUUUUUAAAUAACUACAGAGUUUCAAUUUGUUGUUAAAGAACUGUGACUGGCAAAGAGUUCGUGUGUUCUGAGUAACUAAAAUGGUGUGACACAAAUAAACCCUUAUGGGGGGAAAAUUCUCCAAUAUCUGCCAAAGACAAAUGGUAAACACAUUUUGUUUUAUUUCAUCUUUCAUCUUUAAGGAAUAACAAUAGCCAAACCAAACAACAGAAACUGGAAAUCACCCCCUGCACCGAGGAAACAUUUAACCCUCGUUAUCCAUAUUUUAGAUCCCUUGUUCCCAACAAGCAAUAAACAGGCUGUCUCCUAUUCAUGAUUUAUGAAUAGAACUGAGCCUACAGUUGCCAAAAAGCAAAAUAUAACAGCAUAGUUUCUGCAGAAUAUUGUGUUUUUCAAGCAUGUUUACUAGUAUUUAGUUUACUGAUCUUGUUCCCAGUUUGCCUGUUUUUUUUUACAUUUACAUCUGAAAUGAAUUUGAAUAGCAGCUGUUUCAGCAGAUAUAAAUGAAUAAUUGACAUGUUUUUUUUGCCUAUGUUUACUAUGAAAAAUCCUGCUUUAGGUAUAGGACUGUAUAAUUGAUGCAUCCAUGUUUUGUGUCUGCAGGAGAAACUCCAACUCCAUGCCAGGUUGCAGAUUUCUCCCGCUGGGACAAACUCUUCAUCGCACUGGAGGACUCCCACAUGAGGCAGAACAUGCUCCUGGAGUCUCUGGAACAAUGCUGUGGCGGUGUGCACUCCCUCAGAACACAGGUGAACAAGCCGUCCCAGGGGACAUGCCAGCAGUGUCUACCCAGCCUGGAGUCAGCGUGCAGCAAGCAAGCAGAGCAAGUGAAUGCCAGGCUGCAAAAAGGCUUGCUGGAGCUGAGGGAGGAGGAAGCACAGAAAGAGAGCAGGCUUAACGCUACUUUGCAGCAGCUCCUGCACAGUAGCCAUGAGGGGAACGCCCGCCUGAAGCUCUUGGAGGAAGCAAGCGGCCUCAGAGUGAUGGCAUCAGGAGCGGCAGACAGCAGGGUGGGACACCAACCCACGCAGAGACCUGGAGGUUUAGGUGCAGCGUUCAGUUUGGGGGUGAAGCCAUUCCCAUCUGGCCUUAAAGAGCAGGAAGUGACUUCACCGCUUGACAUGGCUUCAAUGGAAAAGGCCCUGGUUGCUAUAGCAACAGAGCUACAGAAGGUUCACCUGCAGCUAAGCAGAGUGAUUGAACAGGCAGGGACAUCGAGGAAGAACAGAGGAGACACAUAGGGGGAAGGAACAAAUGUUUGACGGUGAUGGCGAACUUUUCAGCGAUGAUGAUUUUGCACUUUUUAAUCUCCUGUUUUCUAUGUGAGCUUGUUUAUCUCUGUUGACAAUGAAUUUAGAUGUUCCACAUAAAUGUUGUGGUUUUGCUAUAAUAAAUAAAACUUUUUGAAACAACCCAAUCAGCCUUGUGGAAAGGUCUCCUCCCUCCUCCCACGCAGCUCAUGUUUAGAGCUACAGGUUUAUGCACAUGUUUACACUCUCAUUUGUCUGAGUCAGAGUGUGUCCUCUACCCUUUCCUGCGCAUAUUAGGUUUUACACCUCUGUGUUUGUGUUGUUGCGGGCAUGUCUGCAAAUCACCACAACCGCAAAGAAGUGUGUCAGAGGUUUUGGCCUGUGUUUAAUUGUAGACAGGCCCCACCUCCUCGUUAGCUGCUUAGAGGCAGCGACUUACGAUGCUCGGAGUGUUUAUGAUUAAUGAAAGCCUGCCAGAGCUAUUACAGUGCCGCCCAUCAGUCCUGCAGCCACACACUCGCCUCAUUGUUAUAAACCACACACUGAAUGGUGUUUAAAGGUGGUACUUUCCGUGUGUGUGUGUUUUCACGCUGGUCUCUUGUUCCAG
Xyrichtys novacula (pearly razorfish) is the source of this 4313-nucleotide messenger RNA. Lineage: Eukaryota; Metazoa; Chordata; Actinopteri; Labriformes; Labridae. The record is from the annotation of a GenBank genome assembly.